Carcharodon carcharias (great white shark) is the source of this 725-nucleotide messenger RNA. Its product is annotated as calglandulin-like. Bases 1 to 681 code for a protein of 226 amino acids. Lineage: Eukaryota; Metazoa; Chordata; Chondrichthyes; Lamniformes; Lamnidae. The record is from RefSeq and is a predicted model, not a curated record. The transcript is spliced from 6 exons. Gene Ontology annotation, molecular function: calcium ion binding; enzyme regulator activity.
AUGCCGGGGUCGAUGAAACUCCUGCUUAUUGGGGAUUUGCAAGGUUGGAAAAUUCUGCGCUCAUCCAACUCGCUGUUGAUGAAAGCAGUGGCCAUGGAGAACUUUGCCUUGACCUACUCUCUUGAAGAAAGUGAAAGAUGUGUUGGUUUUCCGACUGGGCUCAAUCGCUGGAAGGACAAGGUUGAUCUCUAUCACUGGUCUUGUAGUUCCAACAACAUGCCAUUGACCGCUGAGCUACUUUCCGAGUACAAGGGAGUGUUUGAAAUGUUCGAUGAAGAAGGGAAUGGAUUAGUGAAAACAGCUGAUUUGGCCAAACUCAUGAGUCUAUUGGGCAUCAACCUCACCAAACGGGAUUUGGCACAAAUGGCCAAAGAUGUGGAUAAAGAUGGGAAAGGUGCAUUUAACUGUGAAAAUUUCCUGGCCUUGAUGGGAGAUUACCAUGAAAAAGCGAAGAAUCAGGAUAAAGAACUCAAGGAGGCCUUCCUGGUGUUUGACCCUGACAGAAAGGGUUACAUUGACUGGAACACCUUAAAAUACGUCCUGAUGAACGCAGGAGAGCCUCUCAAUGAAGAAGAAGCAGAACACAUGAUGAAAGAAGCUGAUAAAGAUGGUGAUGGAACAAUUGACUAUCAAGAAUUUGUCGACAUGAUGACUGGUGAAUCCUUUAAGCUAAUCAAGUAAACACACCUGAAGGAAGGUUUCCACCUGGACAGUGAAUCACUGGU